GGCCGUUAGUGAUCCUCGACCUUCUCUCAAUAAAAAUAUGUACCCUUUGUCUUAAAUGGGAGAGAAAAACUGGUUUAUUUCCAAUUUGAACUCGAACAAGAUAAACGUGAGUAAUCAGCUAAACAAAAUCACUACAGUUUCUCCAUUUCAUAUCCGAAAGUUUUCACUCCCUCUGACAAAAUCUUGUGCACAUUUAACGCCUGAAUUUGUUUAGUGGAGGCCAGUCGAAAAUGAAAAUGGAUCUCCAACCAGGGAAGACAUGGAAAUGUUCCAAGUGCUCAAAAACGUUCGCACUCAAAUGUAAUUUUACGAAGCACGUGAUCACGCACGACCCCGACGCCAAAGUGAAAUGCAAGAUAUGCGGGAAAAUUUUGAAAAACCCAGACACCUUAUCUCACCACAUGACGGGCAUUCACACUAACCGGAAACGGCCCAGUUGCGACAUUUGUCACCGGGUGUUUAAUAACUCUGUCACUUUGCGUAAACACACUGAAGUUAUCCACAGCACGAGUGAACGACCCCGUUUGCCAUGUGGAUUUCUCGGCUGUGAGAAAACCUUCCUUGAUAAAGGCAGUGCUUCGAGACACAUAAAAAUUGAUCAUGCCGAGAAUCCCGUCCGAUUUCCCUGCACACUUUGCGGAAACCAAUUUAAAUCGAGGGCCGACCUAGAGAAGCACAUUGCGACCCAUACGACGGAGAAGCCGUACAAUUGUGCCACUUGUGGAAGGGGUUUCUCCCAGAUGGGAAGCAUGAAAAGUCACGAGAGGGUUCACUUGGAAAAAUCCACUCGAGAAAUUUUCAAGUGUGACGUCUGUCCUCAGACCUUCUUAGGAAGGGAUGGCCUACAACGCCAUAUCCGACAGGUGCAUGACAAUCAGAGGAAUUAUCCAUGCGCAUUUGGUGGCCAGAGAUUCUCAUGCGCAUACAAUUUGAAGCGUCACGUGGAGGCGGUACAUGCCACGAAUGAAGAGAAGAUUCAUUCCUGCGACAAAUGCCAGUACAAGAGCAACUCGAAAACAAAUUUAGCGCAACACGUGCGAAGUCACAAUGUUGCGAAUUGGCGAGAGUGUUACUUUUGCAAGAAACAUUUGGCCACCUUCCACACAUUGGUCAGACACUGCAGUCGUAUUCAUUGUCUCGAGAAGUAAAGCAUUACAUGUAUUUCAUUCUGCUUAUAAUUGUAUUCGCAGUUUAUUGUAGUAAUUUGCAUGUGGAAGCUAUGUACAAUAUUUAUAGAUUGGGUGUGAUUACUACUUUAAGGCGAUUAGGCUUUAGCGAUUAUAU
This is a messenger RNA of Folsomia candida, 1284 nucleotides long. Its product is annotated as zinc finger protein 184-like. The record is from RefSeq and is a predicted model, not a curated record. Gene Ontology annotation, cellular component: nucleus. NCBI's taxonomy places the organism in Eukaryota, Metazoa, Arthropoda, Collembola, Entomobryomorpha, Isotomidae. Bases 231 to 1148 code for a protein of 305 amino acids. The transcript has 4 exons. Gene Ontology annotation, biological process: regulation of transcription by RNA polymerase II. Gene Ontology annotation, molecular function: RNA polymerase II transcription regulatory region sequence-specific DNA binding; DNA-binding transcription factor activity, RNA polymerase II-specific.